AUUUCCUAUACACAGUUAAACAGCUAUUGGAGAAUGGUGUGGACCCUAACAUGGGAAACGAGGAUGGACUGACAGCCUUACAUCAGUCAUGUAUAGAUAACAAUGAGGCGAUGAUGAGGAUACUGGUAGAUAAAGGAGCCGAUGUCAACGUAACAGACAGGGAGUUAUGGACACCACUUCAUGCCGCAUCAACAUGUGGACACAGACAUCUCGCACAAUUCCUUAUCCAAAGAGGAGCACAUCUCUUAGCAAUCAACUCUGACGGUAACAUGCCUUAUGACAUAUGCGAAGAUGAAGGCACGCUGGACUACAUUGAGUCACAGAUGGCAACGCAAGGUAUUACGCAAGAGCAAAUCGAUGAACUCAGAGAAAUUGUCCCGAACCGAAUGCUUCAUGGCAUGCAGGAGAUCUACAAGAAUGGAGGAGACCUCGAGAGCAGAGAUGUUGUAGGGGCUACACCUCUCCAUGUUGCCGUAGCCAAUGGUUACGAGAAGGUGGUGCAGUACUUGCUAAGUCACAACGUAGACUAUGCAGCACGAGACAAUGACGGCUGGCAACCUAUACACGCAGCAGUAUGCUGGGCACAGACUGAAAUCAUCACCAUGCUAGUAGAAUCAGGAGCAGACUUAGAUGCAAGAACUAAUAAUGAUGAAACACCAUUAAGUAUUUGCGAAGAUGAUGAGAUCAGGAGUCUAAUUCACCAGCUGAAACAGGAGAUCCAAUCCAACCGCAUUAGACCCUCGGGAGGCCUUGUUAGGAGAAGUUCCAGUCGAAAAGGGAGAGGGUCAUCGAUAAGGAGAAGCAGUAAACGAGAGAAGGGUGAGAUGAGGAAGCUAGAUGCCAAAGGGGAAGCAGCCUACAUGCAGUCUAAAACAGAGCGCAUAGCGACUGUGGUGGAAUUAGAAAACUCUUCCGAUAGCAGCCCAGUUACAAAUAUUGACGAUGUUAAGGUCUCAGAAGAAACAAAUGGACACAUAGAACAAAGUGGUGAAGAGAUCACAGAAGGGGGUGAAAACGGCGAGGAGGAUGGUCGGGUCACCCCUCUGCCUGUCAUCACAGAGGAACUUUCAGACCCUGAGAGUCCAAGGAACAAAAAGAAUGGGGAUUUGGGCGGGGACGCGAUGCAGAAGAACGGCAGGACGGACAGCGGUGACUUCGAGGAUACCUUCGAUGAAGGGCCGUCGCAUCAGAAGCGGUUAGUUUCGAUCCUGAAGAAGCGACCGGAAGACCCCUCCAUCACGAGCCAGAAGAGCAAGAAGGAACAGAAGGAGGAGAAGGAGAAGAUCAAACGAGAGCAGAAGGAGAAGGAGAAGCAGGAGAAGCAGAAGCUGAAGGAGGAGAAAGCACAGAAGAAGAAGGAGGAGGAGCAGAGGAAGAGGGAGGAGAUGAUGAGGAAGGAGAACGCUAAACCCGCCAGUCCGUCUGGAGACGGUAUGGAGAUGGACAAACAGUACUCAAGCACUGGAGAAACUCUGGCUGAUCUUAAGAAGCAAAGGGCUAGUCAACAUGGAGCACCCUCUGCAGGAGGAGACAGCAAUGCAGAACCAGCCGAUAGCAAACCCUCCACUGCGUCUUCGCCCAAAGAGAAAUCCAACACCAAGUCCAAGGGACUCCACAGCAAGCUACGCUUUCCACGUCCCGCCACGCGCUACGAGUUCAACGCCCCGAGCAACCAGGGCCAGAACGGCGAGGUCGCGCUCGACGACGGCUCCAAGGCCUCCCCAUCCCCGGGGGAAAUCAAGAGGUUUUCGGGAGGCGUGACGGAAGUGAUGGGCCCCGAUGACCAUAACAGCAAUUGUUGUAUCAUCAGUUAGAAUUAUCACAAACCCUGCUUUGAAUGUUGUGGUUACUUUAUAUGAAUAUAUAUUUUUAGAUAUUUUGUUCCGGGGAAUCAAUUUUUUUCCAGUUUAUAUUGGACGAGAUGGAAAGAAUGUAGUGAUCAAGGCAGAAAUAGAGAACAAAGUUGAUGAGACUUUGACAUUGAAUUUGUUGACAUUAAGAAUGUAAACCUGGCCAUAUGAAUAUAACUUGCUUUUCGGUGAUGACUUAAUUUUAUUCCAAAAUGUCAAAUUUGUUAAAACAUUGUUACAAUCUAGGUGCAUUUUUAAGUGAGAUAAUUAUGUGAGAAUGAAAUGAAAGCUAUUGAACUUAAUUGCUGAUAACAAUCUAGUUACCAUUUAAAAGCUAUCAAAAGUAUAACGGCGGAUGAUCGCGACAUGCUAUACACAGCUCAUACAGUUUGUGUGUAUGCCAAUGAUAUCAAAGUGGAGAUGGUGAUGAGCUCAAACUUCACGUUUUUUUACUACAUGCACGAUUUUGGAAAAAAAAUUUACAAGCGGCUUUAACAAAAAUGAAGAACAAAAAUGCCACACCCUCUGCACCAAAUAAGGCAUGGCUGUUGUAAAGUGCCAUGAGAGAUAUUUAUUACUUUUGCUUUCUAGAAAUUGACCAAAACUUAUUCAAGUAAACACAACAUCAGGUAAUUCCUGCUCUUAUUCAUACAUUCACCAUAUUUCUUACAUUCCGUUUUUGAAUAAUUUUCUACAACUCUUGUCUGUUUCAUUGGAGGCUGGCUCAAUCGAUAUAAUGCAACGUCAUAUUCUGGGACGAGACCCUGUAUAUGUUUUGUAUCAAAACUGUUGAUAAUGGUAAUAUUAUUGAGGAUUUAUACAAUUAAACCAAAUAAGGAGGAUAACAAAAACUGCACUGAUUACUAUUUUUAGGUAUAUGCAUAAUACAUAAAAUAUGGAUAAUACAUUCCACCGUACAGGUUGUAUUUGCAAAGAAACAAAUACACAGUUACCGGUAUGUACAGUAAUUGAAAAUCAAUUAGAAAUUAUCUGAGAAUUUCCAUCUCUCAUAAAAAUCUUGUUUGAAAUGAUAUAUUCUUCAAAUAAGUAGGACAAUGACGGAAUUUAAAAAGGGAAAAGCUGGGUGCAAUACGGGCUGGACAUGACAAUAAGUAAAAUUACAACAAAUUAUGAAUACUUCAAUUGAUAAAACACAUUUUUUACGUUCAUUUAGUUUAAGAGAGGCAGA
Strongylocentrotus purpuratus (purple sea urchin) is the source of this 3039-nucleotide messenger RNA. Its product is annotated as protein phosphatase 1 regulatory inhibitor subunit 16B. The record is from RefSeq and is a predicted model, not a curated record. Gene Ontology annotation, cellular component: cytoplasm. NCBI's taxonomy places the organism in Eukaryota, Metazoa, Echinodermata, Echinoidea, Camarodonta, Strongylocentrotidae. Gene Ontology annotation, molecular function: enzyme inhibitor activity; protein binding; phosphatase regulator activity. The transcript is spliced from 11 exons. Bases 51 to 1814 code for a protein of 587 amino acids.